Molecule: messenger RNA, 2910 nt
Organism: Effrenium voratum
Lineage: Eukaryota; Dinophyceae; Suessiales; Symbiodiniaceae
Source: the annotation of a GenBank genome assembly
AUGUCUGAGGCGGGAAAGCGCUUUGGCACCGAAGCGGCGCUGAAUUGGAUGCGCGUCAGGGCCAAAGCGCUGACCAAGAGAAGGCAGCAGGGAGCUGGAUUGGUGGAAGUCCUGCCCGAGCAAGAAGAACAAGUCAGUGACGACGAGAGCGGCUGCAUGGGACCAGAUGCCUCAAUCGAGGCCUCCUUCAUGGCUUUGCAAGACUUCCAGGUUGGACAAGGUGGGCCUUUGUCGGACAUGGAGCGGAAGCAGGUGUGGUGGAUCCUGCGCAGACGGCAACGAGAGAAGCAGCAGCAGGAGGAGACAGGGAAGGUGGAUGUGCCGGUCGAGGGGGCGGAAGCGAAAGAGGAGCCUGGCAGUACUUGGAUUUCCUCACAAGACCAGGAGGACUUUGAGACCAUUGAAGAAGAUGAUGAGCUGACAAUGCUGGUACACUUCUUGCAGACCAACCGGGGCUUGCAAAAGCUUCCGCCGGCUCAGAUACAAUGGCUUGCGGCUAGACUGGAGCCAGAGGUAGUACCCCAAGAAGUUUUGCACGACAGCGAAAAGGAAAAACACGACAAAGUCGUAGGAAAGGCUGCUCUUGCCUUUCUGAAGAAGGGCGACACCAAAGAGAGACUUCUGGUGCACUCGGACUCGCCUAGGUCCACAGACCACGCAACGUCGUUCUCUGCAAGGUUGUUGCAGCAGGCAAGAGAGAUGAGUGCCGUGAACAGUUCUGAGCAGAAGAGCAAAACAGCCAAGCUUCGCAUCCUCGUGCAUGGCGAUGCACAAUGGAAAGGAUCAGGCAGCCUUCGGCCUGGGGACAUCAUGGUGGACCUGCCGAGCUUCAUGCCAUCAUGGUACCGCUGGGAGCCGGAAAAUAAGGAUCCGCUGGCUUGCUCAGAGCUACUGGUGGCAAGCACUCCGAUAGACGACGAAUUUGUAGCCAGGCUUGGAUCUCCAUUUCAAUGUGCAGCUGAGCGAGCUGCAGCCUUUCAUGCUGCUUCAAAGUUGCCAGGGAUGCGCAGCAUGUCUGAUUUAGCGAUGAUUUCGCACUACCUCAGGCGAAUGCCGAUGUUUGCCUUGUCGCAGGACAGUCUUGAAGCAGUGGCAUAUGCUCUUCAAGUGCGGGUGCUACAAAAAAAUGAGGUUCUUACCUGGGAAGGCCAGACACCGGCAGAGAUUCUCAUACCCUUGUCAGUGGUGAUAACUGCCUGGCGUUCUCUUCCUGAAGGUGCCGCGCCUUCAGCGCACAAGAGAAUAAGGGCAGAUGCCAUUCUGAGUGCCAGAUCCGCCUUGGAGGCUCCACAAGUCAUGAGAACAGCUUCACGUCGGAGUCAAGGACUUCAUUCUUCUGGCCUAGAAGCACGUGCAGCACCUCAAACAUGCGUUGAUGUCAUUCUGAAGGACCACCAUGUGAGGCACAGUGAAUGGGCUCUCGCCGCUGGAUACAAAUGCAGUGUCAGCCUUGUCUCUCUCUCCAAUGGCAAGGCGUUUUGCGUGUCAAAAAAUGAAUACCAGCGCCAUGUGCAACAGCAUCGCUCGCAAAACGCGCCGUUAGAGGUAACAGCGUUUCUAGCUGGCUCCAUUCCUCAAGAGCAUUUGUCGGCCACAGAUCUUAACUGGCUUGAGGAGACGCCAUUGGCAAGAUGUGCAUGUUUGCGCGUGCUUCCGCGCGUGGUGCGGAAGCACAUUCUCGGCAGCGGCCGAUUGCAACGUCUUCCAGCACAGAACUGGCUUUGCAGAGAGGAGGAGACUUUGGAUUCCUGUUUCAUGCUGAUCCACGGCAAGCUGGAGCUAAAGUUGCCGAACCAGUCCGCGCAAGAGGAGGAGGCGACACGCAUCCUUCAGCCAGGUGCCGUGAUUGGCGACUCGGUGUUUGCGUUUGGACAGUCAGACGCCAGCUGGGCGCAUCAUUACCGAGCGGCGGGAGAGGAGUGCUUGUUAUAUGAGGUGCCAAGGCCAGCCUUCCAGGCCGCAAUCAAGCAACUGCCAAAGGCCUUCCAGGAUCCAAAGGCAGCAGAGAUGGAAGAAGCACUGCAGAUGCCUUCAAGUGCAAGGUCUUUCCAACAACUCCAGCUGUUAUCCAGUGUACUCGAGAAGCAAGAACCCUACAACACCGUGGAUGCCUUCGCCCGGAUUGAGCUCUGCCAGAACGUGAGCUUCAGGCACCUCAGCUGCGGCGAUGAUCUGGAGAUGAGUUCCCAAUGCAGUUGCCAAAUUCUUCGCGGUGAGGCUAGCAUUCGGCUGAAGGGAGAAAUGCAGGUUGAGGUGAUUAGAAUCCCAUCCGGCGCUUUCAUUGGGGAGGAGGUUGGCAUGUCGGGGGACUUCUUGCUCCAUGCGAUGGAAGACACUCGUCUCUUUUGGCUGGACAAGAGUCAGCUGCCACAGGGAAAAGGAGCGGUCGUGCAUCAUGCUGGAGAAAAAGCCCUGGACAAAGCCUCUGCGGAUCGCAAUCGGGCCAUCCAGACACUGAAGUUCAAGGCACCAGAGCAGCGCAGCCUUGAAGAUGUUGCUUUACUCGUUAAGCUGCUGCAGAACAACAAGUUCUUCAAUGAGCAAGAGGAGUCCCUCCUGAAGGAGAUUUGCCGCGGCAUGUCCUACACCGAGUUUAGCCGGCAUUCAGUCAUCAUCAAGCAAGGAGAUAUUGCUGAUGUGUGCUAUGUCCUCCUCAAAGGCACAGCUGGUGUUUGGGUCGACAGCACGAAGCCCAAGGAGGACGAUGAAAACCCGACUGAGAUUCCUGAUGGCAAUGACCUUCAGCUCCUGUCUCCAACCUCUCUGAAUUCUCCGAGAACGAUCAAAUCGCCCGCAGAAGUUCCCGAAACCCCCACAAGCGCAGUGAAGAGGUUGAAGCAGGCAGAUGGCAUGUCUCAGACGCUUCGAUUUAAUGCCAACUUGCUGGGUGGUGAUGGCUACCUUCAUUGA